Messenger RNA from Callorhinchus milii (elephant shark), 3019 nucleotides. Its product is annotated as protein kinase C and casein kinase substrate in neurons protein 2. Lineage: Eukaryota; Metazoa; Chordata; Chondrichthyes; Chimaeriformes; Callorhinchidae. Gene Ontology annotation, cellular component: plasma membrane; cytoplasm; endosome. Gene Ontology annotation, molecular function: protein binding; phospholipid binding. Bases 262 to 1716 code for a protein of 484 amino acids. The record is from RefSeq and is a predicted model, not a curated record. The transcript is spliced from 13 exons. Gene Ontology annotation, biological process: regulation of endocytosis; cytoskeleton organization; plasma membrane tubulation.
GGCUCGGGCCGUGUGUGAGGGGCGGAGCCGCCACCGCUCGUGACUGAGGCGGUGCAGAGGGUCCACAGCCGAGACUCCGCCGCGGCCGCUCCACGGUUGAAGGUUUGGAAUCUGCUAACAAAUUGAAACCCAACUUCUGCUCAUCACAUUGCAGUGCAUGGAAAUCUAAGACUCCUCUGGAAGAAUAGCAGAAAAUUUUGAAGAACUGCAGCUGCCAUUUCUGGUGAACAGGAGACGGGCAAGAACGCUCUGGCCACAACCAUGUCAGGCUCAUAUGAGGAUUCAGUUGUGAUUGAAGCGCCCAGUGACAGCUUCUGGGAGGUUGGAAACUAUAAGCGUUCAGUGAAACGGGUUGAUGAUGGUCACAGACUGUGCAGUGACCUAAUGAACUGUAUCCAUGAGCGUGCUCGGAUAGAGAAAACAUACUCUCAGCAGCUGACGGAAUGGGCCAAGAGGUGGAAGCAGCUCAUCGAGAAAGGACCACAGUAUGGAACCGUGGAAAAGGCCUGGAUAUCUGUAAUGACUGAGGCCGAAAAGGUCAGUGAGCUGCAUCUGGAGGUGAAGGGAGCUUUGAUGGGCGAGGAUUUUGAGAAAGUCAAGAACUGGCAGAAGGAGGCGUACCACAAACAAAUGAUGGCAGGGUUCAAAGAAACCAAGGAGGCAGAUGAUGGAUUCCGUAAGGCACAGAAACCUUGGGCUAAAAAACUAAAGGAGGUGGACGCUGCCAAGAAGGCGUACCAUGCUGCCUGUAAAGAAGAGAAGUUUGCAACCUCCAGGGAAUCGACCAGCAAGAAUGACCCAAACAUGAAUCAGGAACAGAUGAAGAAACUGCAGGAUAAAGUGGAAAAAUCCAAGCAGGACAUGCAAAAGACAAAAGAGAAGUAUGAGAAGUCCCUAGAGGAGCUGAACAAGUCCACACCUCAGUACAUGGAGAACAUGGAGCAAGUCUUCGAGCAGUGCCAAGUGUUUGAGGAUAAACGGCUAUGCUUUUUUCGAGAUGUUCUUCUUGAGGUCAAGCGGCAUCUUGACCUUUCAAACAGCACCAGCUAUGGCAAUAUAUAUCGAGAGCUAGACCACAGUAUAAAGUCAGCAGAUGCCCAGGAGGACCUCAAAUGGUUUAAAUGUACACACGGUCCGGGAAUGCCCAUGAACUGGCCGCAGUUUGAGGAUGAAGAAUGGUCAGCUGACCUGAACCGCACACUCAGUAGGAGGGAAAAGCCUAAAAAGGCUGCGGAUGGAGUAAUGCUGACUAACAUCAGUCAGACAGGGGAUCCGGCAUCUCAGCGAACCAAGCACAGCAGUCCUAGUGUCCGGAGUACCACUAGCACGAUACGCUCGAAUUGUAACCCGUUUGAAGAAGAGGAGAAUGGCAAUCCUGUUGAUGAAAAGGAGAACUCUAUAACCCAAAAUGUUAGCAGCUAUGAAAAGAACCAAAACUACACGGAAUGGUCAGACGACGAGACCAACAAUCCCUUCAACACCAACGAUACAAAUGGGGAUAAUAAUCCUUUCGAUGAGGACCACCCAACAGGCUUGGAGGUCCGAGUGCGAGCACUGUAUGAUUACGAAGGGCAAGAACACGAUGAGCUUAGUUUCAAAGCAGGGGACGAACUGACGAAGAUAGAAGAUGAAGACGAGCAGGGCUGGUGUAAGGGACGUCUGGACAGCGGGCAAGUGGGCUUGUAUCCCGCCAAUUACGUUGAAAUCAUCCUGUGAUGUAGGGUGCACCCCAAGAAGAAGUGCAGCAAAUUGGCAUUUCAGUGUACAGUUACAUCAAUUUAAAAUGCAAAUGACGUAUUGGUGUAGAGAAUGUACAUAUUCGUUAUGUCAGGCAUUAUGGUUUUUCGGUAUCUUCACUUUGUGGUGAUGCUUUGCGAGCUAGGACAAGAGGGGUCUACUCUUUGAGGUUUUUUUUCUCGCUGCCUUCAUCCAAACAGGGCAACAAAAAGUGCAUUGAGACAAGGUCCGCCUUGUAUCCCAGCUGAAGCUUAGCGGCCGGGGCACACUGGUGACAUCGGUUGUAACGGUUAUCUGCCACAGUCAUGGCUGAGGCAGCUCGUAGACGAAAGGAUUGUAAAAAUUGAUCUAAUAAUUUACCUGGUGUGACACUCUACAUGCUAAUUUUUUUUAAUGUUUGUGACAAGAUCCAUGCCUUAUUUCAGCCAGGAUGUGUAUUAUUUAAGUGACAUCUUUUUAGGUUUCAAGUGAUCUUGUCCUCAUGAUCAGAUUUCUAGUUUUUUUUUAAAAAAAUAGGACUUUGCCUUUAUUCCAUUUUAGUUUUAUUUUGUCACAGUAGCUCCCUGUUAGAAAUACUCAUUCCUUUUGAUGUGAAUAAGGUGUUAUCUGGGGAACUCCAUACCAUGCUUUAAUUUCUCCCAUUUCUUACCCCCAUCCAAUUAACCCCACUCCCGCACCCCCCCUCCUCCCCCACCACCAUAUGGUGCAUGUUUGUUCAGACGUUGGCACUUACCCUUAUUUCAAGAUCUUGUGCAGCUUCAUUGUGCUUCCUGAACUAUAUAGAGCCUAAAUGCAUGCACUAAGCACGUCAGUAAAACACUGGGAAGGGUUUCUAGUUUAAUACUGCUACAAAGAUUGUCUGUUGCAGUAGAAAUAUUGAAUAUGCUGUGGAAGCAAGACUAUUCUGUAUUCUAAGAUCCGUGGAUUUUAUUGUGGAUACAAAAAUAUAUUUCUGUAUUUUUUGACUUAAGUGCUACAAUGUUCAGAAGGGUUAUAUAGGGGAGGGGGAGGGCAGAAAAACUAAUUGAGGAGCAACCGAAAACUGAGGACGUUGAUCAGAGUGUUCACCAUUUGUGUCUCGUUGUUAACUCCUGUCACUCGAGACCCAUGAUUUCUCGAGUAACCGGAGGAGCCGGCUCGUGAAAGGUUUGGAAUAUCUGCACUAGAUUACCAACUGGAAUGCUAAUGUUCAUUGGAUCGUAAGCGCCCUUUACGGCAGAGACUAAAUACUCCUUGUACGUAAUGAAAAUUCAACACGAAUAAAAGAUGAUUGAUAAACAAG